Molecule: messenger RNA, 1431 nt
Organism: Elaeis guineensis (African oil palm)
Lineage: Eukaryota; Viridiplantae; Streptophyta; Magnoliopsida; Arecales; Arecaceae
Product: transcription factor Pur-alpha 1
Biological process (GO): regulation of transcription by RNA polymerase II
Cellular component (GO): nucleus
Molecular function (GO): RNA polymerase II transcription regulatory region sequence-specific DNA binding; DNA-binding transcription factor activity, RNA polymerase II-specific; purine-rich negative regulatory element binding
Source: RefSeq, a predicted model, not a curated record
CUCCAAAGCAUGGCCUCCGGUCAAACCUCUAAACCCACUCCCACCCCAAACCCUCAUCCCAUCUCCUUCUCUGCUACCGCGCCGGCGAUUCCAAUCUCUCUGCAAUCGAGAUUGUCUGGCUCUGGGGUUAGGGCUUUCGCUGGAACAAGUGCAGGAACUUGGGUGUUUGGUUUCCCUUGCUCCCACCUAGAUUUGGGGAGACAAAGAGGGGUUAUUGAGUUGGGGCGAUGGAAGGGGGUUCGGGUGGGAACGACGUGGAGCUGGUGUGCAAGACGCUGCAGUUCGAGCACAAGCUGUUCUACUUCGAUCUGAAGGAAAACCCCCGUGGGAGGUACCUCAAGAUCUCGGAGAAGACGUCGGCCACGAGGUCCACCAUCAUCGUCCCUGUCAACGGCAUCGCCUGGUUCAUCGACCUCUUCAAUUACUAUGUCAACACCGACGAGCAGGAUGCCUUCAGCAAGGAGCUCAAGCUCGACACUAAGGUGUUUUACUUCGACAUUGGGGAGAAUAAAAGGGGCCGGUUCUUGAAGAUUUCAGAAGCAUCUGUCAACAGAAAUCGUAGUACAAUCAUUGUUCCAGCGGGAAGCUCUGGCGAAGAAGGAUGGGUGGCAUUUAGGAACAUUUUGCUAGAGGUUAAUGAAGAAGCUUCCCGACUUUUCAUGGUACCAAAUCAACAACAUAUGGAACCUUCAGAGCAACUUACAGGACUGUCGGAUGAUGUUGGAGCUGGAUUUAUAUCAGGCCAUAGUGCCCAAUCAGCCACUGCAUCAGAGCUGCAUGUUGACCGCUUGGUUGACUUGCCUCCUCAGGAUGAUAUUGGAGGCAUGGGGAUGUCUAAAGUAAUUAGGGCAGAUCAAAAGAGGUUCUUCUUUGAUUUAGGGAGCAAUAACAGGGGUCAUUUCUUGAGGAUAUCUGAGGUUGCCGGUGCAGAUCGCUCAUCAAUCAUCCUUCCCUUAUCUGGUCUGAAGCAGUUCCAUGAAAUAAUUGGUCAUUUUGUGGAGAUAACAAAGGACAGGCUUGAAGGAAUGACUGGUCCAAAUGUGCGGACGGUGGAGCCAGCACAGAGAUGAUCCUCUUGGAGGAUUAUUGAUCCCCUUCAGUUCUACAAUUAUCUGUUUGAUCUAGAUAGAGCCUUUGUGUAGAUCAUGCGCUAUAUUGUUAUUCCUGUCUGGUGGACAAUAAUCAUUUUACUUAUUUCAAGGUGGAGAUGAAGUUAUUCGCCAAGCUUGCUUUCACAAGGGAAUAAUGGAAAAGAAAACUAAUAUCUUGUAGCUUGUGCGUCUGAUGGUAUAAAAAGGUUGUGCCUGCAUUGCUGAUGUCUCAGAAUAAUUAAGUUUUUGUUGCCAUUGUAUUAAACAUUUCAUAUUGUUUUUUUUUUUUGUUGUUGUUUGAAUGCUGGCAAUGAGAUGUGAUGUGCGACUGAUUCCUUUA